GACCUCACCGCGGCUACCGACGGGUUUGCAGAGGGCAAGCUGAUUGGCAGCGGCGGCUUCAGCCACGUCUACGAGGCGUCGGCCGACCUCCACCUCUCCCUCGCCGCGCCUCCGCAGCUGCGCCACUUGCCGCUCGUCGUCAAGCGGGCAAAGUCGGGCCAGUCGGGCGGCUUGUCGCGGGCGGAGCUCGAGGUGAAGCUUCUCAAGGCGGUGAGCCACCCGCACCUGCUGCCGCUGCUCGGCUACUGCCUCUCGCCCGACGGCGUCUGCCUCCUCUCGCCGCUGAUGCGCGGCGGCUCGCUCGAGGCGCGGCUGCGCCUCUCGGAUCCCGACCGCGCUGCGCAGCUCCGGCGGCUGGGCAUGGAAGAGCCGCCAAGGCCGCUGACGUGGCGGCAGCGCGUGUGUGUCGCGUGCGAGGCGACCGAGGCGCUCGUCUACCUCCACGCGAAGGGCAUCGUGCACCGCGACGUCAAGCCGGACAACAUCCUGCUCGACGAGAAGCUGACCGCCGUGCUCGCAGACACGGGCUUCGCCAAGGACCAGCGUCCCGACGCCUCUGUCCGCUGUCGCUCGACCGCCCUCUACAUGUCCACGGGCUACCUCUGCCCCUCCAUCUCCAAGGGGGGCGAGUACUCGAGCAAGACGGACGGCUACGCCAUCGGCAUCACCCUCCUCGUCUGUCUCACCAACCGGUCCGAGGUGCAGCUCACC
Messenger RNA from Emiliania huxleyi CCMP1516, 711 nucleotides. RefSeq lists its product as hypothetical. The transcript has a single exon. Gene Ontology annotation, cellular component: plasma membrane. The record is from RefSeq and is a predicted model, not a curated record. NCBI's taxonomy places the organism in Eukaryota, Haptophyta, Isochrysidales, Noelaerhabdaceae. Gene Ontology annotation, molecular function: ATP binding; protein kinase activity. Gene Ontology annotation, biological process: protein phosphorylation. The annotation marks the transcript as partial.